Molecule: messenger RNA, 1900 nt
Organism: Zalophus californianus (California sea lion)
Lineage: Eukaryota; Metazoa; Chordata; Mammalia; Carnivora; Otariidae
Gene: FUCA2
Product: alpha-L-fucosidase 2
Exons: 7
Coding region: 75-1478 (467 amino acids)
Biological process (GO): glycoside catabolic process; fucose metabolic process
Cellular component (GO): lysosome
Molecular function (GO): alpha-L-fucosidase activity
Source: RefSeq, a predicted model, not a curated record
CAGGUGACAGCGUCGAGCUUACUCAUCGGGAGACGCGGAAGGACGCGCGCAGGGACCGAGAGCGGCGCGCGGACAUGCGGCCCCAGGCGCUCCCGGCGCUCGGGCUGGCGCUCCCGCUGCUGCUCCUGCCGCUGCCGCCGCCCGCACCCUGCACCGCCCCCCCCGCGCCGCGCUUCGACGCCACCUGGGAGUCCCUGGACGCCCGCCCGCUGCCGGCCUGGUUCGACCAGGCCAAGUUCGGCAUCUUCAUCCACUGGGGGGUGUUCUCCGUGCCCAGUUUCGGAAGCGAAUGGUUCUGGUGGUAUUGGCAAGAGAAAAAGAUACCGACGUAUGUGGAAUUUAUGAAAAAUAAUUACCCUCCUAAUUUCAAAUAUGAAGAUUUUGGACCACUAUUUACAGCAAAGCUUUUUAAUGCGAGCCACUGGACAGAUAUUUUCCAGGCUUCUGGUGCCAAAUACAUUGUCUUAACUUCCAAACAUCAUGAAGGCUUUACCCUGUGGGGCUCAAAGUAUUCAUGGAACUGGAAUGCUGUAGAUGAGGGGCCGAAGAGGGACCUCGUCAAGGAACUUGAGGUUGCCAUUAGGAACAGGACUGACCUGCGAUUUGGACUGUACCAUUCCCUUUUUGAAUGGUUUCAUCCACUCUUCCUUGAGGAUAAGUCCAGGUCAUUCCAACAGCAACAGUUUCCAGUUUCUAAGACGCUGCCGGAACUCUAUGAGUUAGUGAACAAGUAUCAGCCGGAGAUCCUGUGGUCGGAUGGUGACGGACAUGCCCCUGAUAACUACUGGAACAGCACAGGCUUCUUAGCCUGGCUGUAUAACAAAAGCCCAGUUCGGGACACAGUUGUGACCAAUGACCGGUGGGGCUAUGGUACCAUCUGUAAGCAUGGCGGCUAUUACACCUGCAGUGAUCGGUACAACCCAGGACAUCUUUUGCCUCAUAAAUGGGAGAAUUGCAUGACAAUAGACAAGUUUUCCUGGGGCUACAGGAGAGAUGCUGGAAUUAAUGAUUAUCUUACAAUCGAAGAACUAGUGAAGCAACUUGUAGAAACAGUUUCAUGUGGAGGGAAUCUUUUGAUGAAUAUUGGGCCCACACAUGAUGGCACCAUUUCUGUAAUUUUUGAGGAGCGAUUGAGGCAAAUGGGGACCUGGCUAAAAGUCAAUGGAGAAGCCAUUUAUGAAACCCACCCUUGGAGGUCCCAGAGUGAUGAUGUUACCCCAAAUGUGUGGUACACAUCCAAACGUAAACAAAAAUUGGUCUAUGCUAUAUUUCUUGAAUGGCCCACAUCAGGACGUCUGUUUCUUAGCCAACCCAUAGCUACUCUGGGAGUAACAAAGAUUAAACUGCUGGGACAUGGACAGCCACUAAACUGGACUUCUUUGAAGCCAAAUGGCUUACUGGUAGAACUGCCACAUCUAACCUUGCAUCAGAUGCCCUGUAAAUGGGGCUGGGCUUUAGAAUUAACUAAUGUGAUCUGAUUUGCAGCAGAGAGGUUCAUGCUGCAAGUACAUUGAAGACUAGAAAAUACCACGUUUCUGUAAUCGUAGCACAUAGAGAAAGCAAUUGUAAAACUGGUCAAGGAAGUCAAGUAAUUAUUUAGGCAAUUCAGCCCUUUCCCCACUUACUCCUUAAUAUUUUUCCUAAAUCACCCAUGUAACUGUUUUAACUCUCUGGUGUACUUUGCCAUCAGAGGCUCUUCAUAUUGAAUUUAUUUCCAUGUGUGAUUACGAGGUGGAAAUUUUUGUUUUACAGUAGCUAGGAAUUGGUGGUGGUAAGGACUGACUGAACUGUGUCUCAAAUUCAUAUGUUGAAGCCCUAACCCCCGCUGUGCCUGUAUUUGAAGACAGAGCCCUUGAAGAGGUAACUAAGGUUAAAUAAAGUCAUAAAAGUGAGAACCUAA